Molecule: messenger RNA, 2253 nt
Organism: Papilio xuthus (Asian swallowtail)
Lineage: Eukaryota; Metazoa; Arthropoda; Insecta; Lepidoptera; Papilionidae
Gene: Pfrx
Product: 6-phosphofructo-2-kinase/fructose-2,6-biphosphatase
Exons: 9
Coding region: 378-1907 (509 amino acids)
Biological process (GO): fructose metabolic process; fructose 2,6-bisphosphate metabolic process
Cellular component (GO): cytosol
Molecular function (GO): ATP binding; 6-phosphofructo-2-kinase activity; fructose-2,6-bisphosphate 2-phosphatase activity
Source: RefSeq, a predicted model, not a curated record
AAUAGUAUCGUUAAUAACGUCCGAUGUGCUGGACGUCUGGCGUGUGUUCUCGGAUAUGUGUGCACAUUAGCACCCUAUCACUAGUGUUUAUAAGUUCAUAUUAAUACAGUGUCGGCGAUUGUGCCGUGGUGCUGAGUAUCCCGCGAACUGAAGAGUAGUUGUAAAAGAGAGACAGAAAUAUUAUAGCUGUCUGUUUCAACUGUCAAGUUAUUCCGUAAAUUUCCUCGAAAUCAGCUGAUAGCGAUUGUGUCGGCAGCCGCGGCUUUAGCUCGCAAGCUAACAACGCUGGUCGCUACCGCUAGCGCUAGUAGCUUGCGCGGUCCUUUACCAUCGCUAGUUCGUGUUUUGCGUCAGUCAUGAUCCGGUAGCGCGCGCAGAUGGAUAUCGCGAGCACAAACGGUCCGUCGCUGCGACUCCGCGGCGGCGUCAACAAUCACAGUGAUAGUAAAAAACAUGAGUUGAAUCUGUGCACGAGUGUAAUGUCGGCGGAGACAAAGCGUCUCCUGCCGCCCACUACGGAAACUAUCAUGACGAAGCCGUUCCCUAUAAGAGGUGAACGUGCAAACUAUGUAAACAUUCCCCAUGUGAUUGCAAUGGUGGGUCUUCCUGCCCGAGGCAAGACGUAUAUAUCAAAGAAACUGUCACGGUACCUGAACUGGAUAGGCAUUAAUACAAGGGUAUUCAACUUGGGUGAAUAUCGGCGGCAUGCGACAACCGCGUACACGAGUCACGAGUUCUUCCGCGCGGACAACAAGGAGGCGAUGGCCAUCAGACAGCAGUGUGCGCUGGACGCCCUGCACGAUGUUUGCGAAUGGCUGGUUAAAGGUGGAGAGGUUGCUGUGUUUGACGCAACCAAUUCGACGAUGGAGCGGCGGCGGAUGAUCCGCGACAUCGUGGUACACAAGAUGGGCUUCAAGUUGUUCUUUGUGGAGUCAAUAUGUGACGACCCGAGGAUCAUUGAACAGAAUAUUAUGGAAGUUAAAGUUAGCAGUCCGGACUACACAAACAUACAGAACAUGGACAAUGUUCUUAAUGACUUUUUACUCCGGAUAGAGCAUUACAAGGAGAAGUAUGAGCCACUAGACGAGACGCUGGAGGAGGAGUGCAGUUUUAUGAAGAUAUACGAUACUGGAGAGAAGGUGGUUGUGCACAAACAUGAGGGACAUAUACAAAGUCGCAUUGUAUACUAUCUCAUGAAUAUACAUAUUGUGCCUAGGACUAUAUAUUUGACGAGGCACGGUGAGAGCAUGCACAACCUGGUGGGUCGUAUCGGCGGCGACAGCGAGCUGUCAGCGCGCGGGCGGCAGUACGCGAGCUCGCUGGCCACCUACAUCGAGCAGCAGCAGAUCCCCGGCCUAAGAGUCUGGACAUCCUGGAUGCGCCGCGCCAUACAGACUGUCAACGACGUGCGCGCGCCGCAGGAGAGGUGGAAGGCACUCAACGAAAUUGAUGCUGGCAUCUGCGAGGAGAUGACGUACGCAGAGAUCCAGGAGAAGUACCCGUCGGACUUCAACGCGCGCGACGCCAACAAGUUCGCGUACCGGUACCCGCGCGGCGAGAGCUACGAGGACCUGGUGGCUCGCCUCGAGCCCGUCAUCAUGGAGCUGGAGCGCCAGGGCAACGUGCUCGUCGUCUCCCACCAGGCCGUCAUGCGCUGUCUACUCGCAUACUUCCUCGAUAAGUCCGCAGAAGAGCUGCCGUACCUGCACGUGCCGCUGCACACAGUGAUCAAGCUGACGCCGGUCGCGUACGGGUGUCGCGAGGAGCACGUCGCGCUGCCCGUCGCCGCCGUCGACACGCACCGCCCCAAGCCCGCGGUGAUCCCCGCCCCGCGCAUCAAGCCGCCAGCUCCACUCAUCAACGGCGACACAAACGGCGAACAAACCGUCGAAACUCCAUCCCAUUAACAAACAUCGUAGUAAAAUAACAAAUUAAAUCUUAUUAUAUUCAAGUUUAAUUUAUACACGUCCUAAGUUUGACAAAGAUUAAUGAAAGCAGUGCAUAAUCUAUGACAUCGCGACAAAGAUUAAAAGAAGCUAUGCAUAAUCUGUGACAUGGCGUGUGCGGAAUGGCGGUGAACUUGAGACUGAUGUUAGUGAGUUUAGACAUCUAAGUCAUGUUAUCGUGUAUUUAAAAUGAAAAAUGUGUAAAAAAUAUGAAAUCAAAUUUCAUCUACGUUUUUAGUCCCUUUAAUCUCGAAGCAGCGCCGAGUUACAUUGGACGGAAGAUUUUUUUUUUCGUUCAAAAACAACA